CGGAGGGGCCCGGGUCACCCCGCGUCCCGCACGCCCGCGCACCGGGAAACAGCGGUCGCGCCAGUGUGACCUCAGCGGGGCCCGGCGCGCUCCCGGCGGCGCGUCACAUGCGCGCGCGGACGGUGGGGCGCGCGGAGUGAUCGGCGGCGGGUGUGAAGGAAACAAACCAUGACAAUCCAAUGGGUGGCGGUUGUCAGCUUUCUUUAUGCUGAAAUAGGACUCAUUCUAAUCUUCUGCCUGCCCUUUAUCCCUCCUCAGAGAUGGCAGAAGAUUUUUUCAUUUAGUGUCUGGGGUAAAAUUGCAAGUUGUUGGAACAAAGCUUUCCUUACCAUUAUAAUCCUAUUGAUUGUUCUGUUUCUAGAUGCUGUGAGAGAAGUAAGGAGGUAUUCCUCCAGUCAAGUCGUUGAGAAGAACGCAGAUGGCAGACCUAGUGCCUAUGAGCACACACAGAUGAAGCUCUUCAGGUCCCAAAGAAAUCUUUAUAUUUCUGGAUUCUCAUUAUUUUUUUGGCUAGUGUUGAGACGUCUGGUUACGCUUAUUACUCAGCUGGCAAAAGAAAUAGCAAACAAAGGAGUGCUUAAAACUCAAGCAGAAAAUACCACUAAGGCUGCCAAGAAAUUCAUGGAAGAGAAUGAAAAACUAAAAUGGGUGCUAAAAAACCAAGGCAAGGAUGAAGAAAACAUUUUGGAAACUGAAAAUAAAAAACUAAUAGAAGACCAGGAAAAACUGAAAACCGAAUUGAAGAAGGCAUCAGAUGCCCUUUCAAAGGCACAAAAAGAUGUGAUAACUAUGAAGAUGCAGUCAGAGAGACUGUCAAAAGAGUAUGAUCGACUCCUGAAAGAACACUCAGAACUUCAGAACCGUUUUGAAAAAGAGAGUAAGAAAGGCCUGUGAACUAACUUUAUAAAAGAAGAUCGUGAUACACCUUGUCAAGAUAAUAAAUUUGUUAUCAUGGUAGCCACUAAAACUUUUAAAAUUCAGUUUAAAAAGAAAAAGAAGCAGCUCUGUUAGUCGCCACAGACACACAUAGGCUGUAAAAUGUGUCAGAUAUAAAGUAUGUAUUUCAGCUCUUUUAAAAAAUAUAAGCAUGUUACAUAUUAUAUUUACAUAUUGCUAAUAGCAUUGGUGUAUGAUGAUUCUUUACCAGUAAGAGGAAAAAUUCAUUAGCCAGCCAUGUACUUCCCAAAUUAGAUCAAAAUUUGCAUGAAACCAUUAUUAGCUUUGAAAGCUUAGUUAGGUUUUUAGUAAUAAUCAGAGGACAGUGGUGGUGAAAAUGAUGUGCUUGAAAAUAGUACUCAGUAGCAGAAAAUUUGUUCACAGGGAAAUAAGGAUAAAUUACCACAAUUAGCCACUGUGUUUAUAGAGAAGAGUCAGAGAACAAUGAAAACAAUGGCCUUAGGGUUUUUUAAGCCUAAUGAUUCUGUAAUUUACUCUACAUAUGACAGCACUAUGGAUAGUUGUAUUUUUGUUACUGUGCUUUUGUACAAUUAUACUAUUGAUAUUUGUUCAGUCAUAUAUAAUUAGUAUUCUAUCUUUUCAAGUUUGUCUGGUAAUAGAAUUUAUUUCCAUUUGCAAAACUGUCAUAACACUGAAUUGAACUUAUGUUGUACUGUGGAAUUCUCCACUUACAAAGCUCAUUUAUGACAUCCAAAAAGCAAUGUUUUUUAUGCUUGUGAAAUACAGGUAUUUGUAAUAUACAGGUAUUACCUCAAUAUCCAUGCACUGGUGUCAUAUAGAUCUCUCUAAUUCCCAAAGUUAAAUACUGGUUUUCAUGCAAAUAUUCAUGUGGACAUAAUGAUUGUAGUAAUAUGAUUUAGGUUACUUUGAGUGUUUAACUGUAAAAAGCCACUUGUCUUAAUGUGACUUAAAUAUAAAAAAAUGCAAAAUAAUAAUUAGAGUUUGUACUACUCUAGUCUUUGUUUUAUCUAUAAUUUUUAAUGCCAAUUUUAUGUAUAGUUAAUUGUUCUCACUGUAAAGUGGGUAAAAUGAGUAAUACCUAAUUUUAUUUCAGAUAAAAGUCAGGAGUUAGUGCUAGAAAUCAGACAUGAAUAAGACAUUCAAAAGGGGUAAGAUCUGGGAUGAUACCACCAUAAAUAAAAAGGAAAGGGAAUGCUAAAUUAGAAGGAAACUGCCCAAUGACCUCUCAGACUUUAGACUUAGAAAUAUCAAAGCGAGAGUAACAAUGGUAAAUAUAGAUACUGAGUGUGUGAGAUUUUAACCUACUCUACAGAUAUCAAUUGCUAUGUCAGUAUAACAUAAGUUAAAGGGAAACUGCACAGCUUUAAAAUUAGAACCAACAGCUAAUCCUAGCCUCAUGCCUUAUUGACUUGUUUAGUCAUGUGAUUUGAACAAAUUAUUCAAAUUUACUAGGCCUCCUUUUCCUCAUUUCCAAAUUGAGAAUAUUAAUAUUUAAAUAAGGGUUACUAUGUAAACUAAUAUGAAUCUCUCAUAGUGUAGUAUAGUCUAGUGUAGUAUAGUAUAGUAUAGAAAAAUCUGUUUGACAAAUUCAUGGAUUCGAAAGUUUCACCAAAAAAGCACUUUAAAGUUUACAGUUAGGGAAGCCUAGACCUCAACACUCAAUUUUACAGAUCUUUAGUUUGAGAGCUCAAACUUUUGAGGAUUUUUCCUGGGGGAAAUAGAAAAGAGAGCCAGGUUUAGGAAUUGAAAAUGCAGGUAUCCUAGUUCCCUGGAUAUUAGUCAUCUUAAUUUGCAAACUAGUUUAAUUUGUGAAACCUUAAACAAUGUCAUAUAUGUAUAAAUAAACUGAUAACUUGA
This is a messenger RNA of Meriones unguiculatus (Mongolian gerbil), 2775 nucleotides long. It is a transcript of the gene Bcap29, whose product is annotated as B cell receptor associated protein 29. The record is from RefSeq and is a predicted model, not a curated record. The transcript is spliced from 8 exons. The coding region runs from base 169 to 894 and encodes 241 amino acids. Lineage: Eukaryota; Metazoa; Chordata; Mammalia; Rodentia; Muridae. Gene Ontology annotation, cellular component: endoplasmic reticulum membrane; endoplasmic reticulum. Gene Ontology annotation, biological process: endoplasmic reticulum to Golgi vesicle-mediated transport; intracellular protein transport.